Molecule: messenger RNA, 1838 nt
Organism: Mercenaria mercenaria
Lineage: Eukaryota; Metazoa; Mollusca; Bivalvia; Venerida; Veneridae
Exons: 2
Coding region: 545-1603 (352 amino acids)
Source: RefSeq, a predicted model, not a curated record
GAAGACAAAGUCAACAGCAAUCAGGAGAAAGUACGAUUGAUAACAUAGAAAGAAAUCAAACAAAGCAUCAUAGAUUAUUUGGCUUUGUUUGCAGAAGAUCAUUAAUAUGAAAUAGAAGGAGAGAGAAAGAAAAUACAAUGUUGCGCAAAUAGGAAGAAUCGACAUCAUACCACACAAAUGAAGUUAUCCUUUAAAAGCUGAAGAAAAUAUGAGAAAACUAAUAUCACCGUUUAUUGAAGUUGCCGGUACGUUUCAUAUUCGUCGAGCUGUAGCGAAACAUGGAAGAUAUAUCUCGUUUUGUAUCUAAGACACUUGACAAUAUCGACUAUAACGCAGAAAUAAUAAAAGAAAGGAGAGAAAGAUGGCAAGAACGUAAUAGGAUUAAUCAGAAAUUACAUGGCACGCACAUUGUUAGUUCUUUCAUUGUCGGCAGCAAAGCGGAGGGCAUAACAUUUCCGUUUGAAAACGAUAUCGAUGAAAUCAGUUUAUCAUCUAAUAUCAUAUGUACUAAUAACGUAGAAGCAUUUUCAACACGUCUGGUACAAUGCUGUUCUAUACCGACGCUACGAAUACGUCUCCGAGUUAUACAAAACUGAAACUCAUUAAAGGAAAACGGCAUGGUGACCGCUUGAUUAAUGAAUCACUUUUUAGGCAAAGGUCAGCUAUAUUUGCGUCUAGUUCUUUGUAUGCAUCAGCACUUCAUAGGUCUAUGUUAAUGUUUUUAGGGCCAAACAGAGCUUUUAAGGACUUUUCAGGCCCUGCAGUUACACACACGUUUGGGGUUUGGAAAAGCGACUGCGUUUUUGGAGUACAUUGUAUCCACACAGACAUACUACUGUUCUUUAGAACACGACCAAGACAACAUGACUGGCCCCCGAUAAGUAUACUACAAGAUGAUUCAUCCAUAUUAUGUCAGCUGGUUCCAGUUGGGUGUAAAGGAAGCUGCAAUCAGUGGAUGGAAUGGCGUUUCUGUUUUCUUGGAACAGAACUGACCUUAACCAAAAGUUUCAAUGACACGCAGAUUAAAAUUUAUGUACUACUAAAGUUCGUCGCAAAAGACAUAUUAAAAUGUGUCAGCAAUGAAAUUUCAUCUUACAUUAUGAAAAACAUUACAUACUGGGUGUCUGAACUGCUCGAUAGCCGUGUUUUCCAAGAACAGAACCUAAUGCUUUUGUUACUGAUAGGUUUGAAGUUUCUGAAAGAAGCCAUUGAUAGUAACCGACUUCCCUACUACAUGAUCCCUGGACGCAACCUUAUUUUUGAGAGACUAAACCUACACACUAGAUGGAGGCUGUCCCACCUUCUUUCCUAUCUCUUACAAGAAGGCCCCCAAUUUCUCUUACGAUGUAACAAACUCCGAAUUGGCUUAUUGGCAAUGCAUAUGGUACCUAUAACAUUGAAACAUUUUGGAAAUAAGAGAGAAUUACUGGAAAGUUUAUUCCUGUUGUCUUUUAAUGUUUUUAUUCUUGAAAGGCAUGGCUGUCGUGUUGGGAACGUUCGGAAACAACUGUGGCAGAAAAUGUUUAACAUUGUUCUCCCAGAGUGGAAGCAAUUGCAAAGACGAAUUGGUAACGAUAUUUUUUGGAUACUUAACGUAAAAUAGACUAAGGUGAUCCAGUAGAGACUUGGAGCCUUGGAAAAUGUUUGAAAAUCAUUAAUGCGCACAGGAAAUAGUCAUGUCCAUAGACUAUAUGAUUCACACUUGAUUUUCCAGUUGGUUUAACGCCGUUUUCAACAGUAUUUCAGUUAUGUAACGGCGGGCAGUUAAACUAACCAGUGUUCCUUGAUUUUGUACCAAUAGAAACCUGUUCUCCGCAAGUAACUACCAACUUACCCAC